ACACGAGGAGAAAGCGCUUCUCCAAAACGUCACCGUUUCAUAUUAUAUUUUGGUUGAGUUGUCUCAUCAAAACUCAUCAGAAGACAACAUGGGGGCAGGAGGGCGAAUGCCUGUCAACAACACCAAAACUGAACAGAAGAACCCUCUUUCUCGAGUCCCAUCUGCAAAACCUCCCUUCACAGUUGGUGACCUCAAGAAAGCCAUCCCACCCAACUGCUUCAAUCGUUCCCUCAUCCGUUCCUUUUCGUAUAUGGUAUACGACCUUAUUGUUGUCUUUCUGCUCUACCAUGUCGCCACCACUUAUCUUAACCUUCUGCCGUCUCCCUUCUCCUAUGUUGCCUGGCCCGUUUACUGGAUACUUCAAGGAUGUGUCCUCACUGGAAUUUGGGUCAUAGCACAUGAGUGUGGUCACCAUGCAUUUAGUGAUUACCAGUGGGUUGAUGACACCGUGGGCCUUAUCCUCCACUCUGCUUUACUCGUCCCCUACUUCUCGUGGAAAUACAGCCAUCGCCGUCACCACUCCAACACCGCAUCACUUGAGCGCGAUGAAGUCUUUGUCCCUAAACCCAUAACAAAAAUACCAUGGUUCUCUAAAUACUUUAACAACCCACCGGGCCGUUUGAUAACUUUACUUGUCACGCUUCUGCUCGGCUGGCCCUUGUACUUGGCUUUCAAUGUAUCUGGCCGGCCAUAUGAUCGUUUUGCAUGCCAUUACGCUCCUAACAGCCCCAUUUUCAACACCCGUGAAAGGGUCCAAAUUUGGAUUUCUGAUGUCGGGCUUGUUGUUGUUUCAUACGUGCUAUAUCGUGCGGCUAUAACCAAAGGCCUUGUGUGGCUUAUAUGUGUCUAUGGUAUCCCAUUGCUAAUUGUAAACGGUUUUCUUGUUAUGAUCACAUACCUUCAACACACACACCCUUCAUUACCUCACUAUGAUGAUUCCGAGUGGGAUUGGCUAAGGGGGGCUUUAGCAACCGUGGAUCGUGACUAUGGUGUACUAAACAAAGUGUUUCAUAACAUAACCGAUACACAUGUGGCACAUCAUUUGUUCUCUACGAUGCCUCAUUAUCAUGCCUUGGAAGCAACGAAAGCGAUCAAGCCUUUGCUUGGGGAGUAUUAUCGGUUUGAUGACACCCCAUUUCAUGUGGCAAUGUGGAGGGAGGCGAAAGAGUGUCUUUACGUUGAGUCGGAUGACCAGAAGAAAGGAGGCGUCUUUUGGUAUAAGAAUAAAUACUAAUGAAGUAGACUUGUAUCGUGUUUUAUGUAUAAGUGAAGAACCAGGUAAUAUUGUAGGAUGUGUUUACAUGUAUGUGUAUGGUCUAUUGUAAGUUGUAAUAUGGUCUUUGUUGGUUGCA
Messenger RNA from Erigeron canadensis, 1352 nucleotides. RefSeq names its product delta(12)-fatty-acid desaturase FAD2-like. Gene Ontology annotation, biological process: lipid metabolic process. Lineage: Eukaryota; Viridiplantae; Streptophyta; Magnoliopsida; Asterales; Asteraceae. Gene Ontology annotation, molecular function: oxidoreductase activity, acting on paired donors, with oxidation of a pair of donors resulting in the reduction of molecular oxygen to two molecules of water. The transcript has 2 exons. The record is from RefSeq and is a predicted model, not a curated record. The coding region runs from base 89 to 1234 and encodes 381 amino acids.